Molecule: messenger RNA, 2145 nt
Organism: Amborella trichopoda
Lineage: Eukaryota; Viridiplantae; Streptophyta; Magnoliopsida; Amborellales; Amborellaceae
Source: RefSeq, a predicted model, not a curated record
AUUAUCGCAUUUGAAUAUGAAAAGAUGAGAGAGAGGAGAACAGACGAGAACCCUGCCCUUUACCCUUUCGAUUUCCACGUAUAAACUCCUAAAAGCGUUUUACAGAGAGAGAGAGAAGCCUUUUAGAGAGAGAGAAGGGUUGGUAAUGUUUGUAGUGGCGGUGGCUGGCUACUAUAGUAUUACCUGUCACAGAUGCUUCUUCACAUUAUCUUCAGUAGUGUUUGGAUGAAGAAGUUGCAGAGAGAUCCUUGAGAGAGAAAGUUAGAGAGGGAGAGAAAUGGCGGGAUCGAACAGGUCAUGGAGAGAGGAGCUCGCUAGUCUCGUUGAAGACACAGGAAUCAGGUUAACAACGGGAGAUAGAGCAGAGGCUUUUGGUGGAGGGUUUGAGGGGGAUUCGACGGUGGAGAGAGCGGGGGAGGAAGAGAGCCUUUGGGAGCAGGCAAAAGGGUUUUUGAAUGCAUCAAUGGAGAUGAUGCAGGAAUUGGGGAGUGGUUGUGUUGAUAUAAUGAAGCAGAAUGUAGUGAAGGAGGACUCUUUCAUUGUGCAGAAGCUUGGGGAACCAUGGGCCAAGGCUACCAGGAAGCUCGGUUUCCUCAAUGAAUUCUUGCCUGAGGAUCGGGACCCUGCUCAUGCUUGGCCGAUUGUUCUCUUUGUCUUCUUCAUUGCCCUUGCAGUGUUGACCAACAGUUCUCAACAGAAUGUUUCACUUCCACCCCCACCCAUUAAAGUUCACAUUCAGGUAUGCCAUAUACGUACUGCUAACCGGUUUCAACUUCCGGAUGGAAGACAUAUAGCAUAUCAGGAGCACGGCAUUCCAGCUGACAAGGCUCGUUACUCCCUCGUUGCUGCACAUUCAUUUCUUUCCUCUCGUUUAGCAGGAGGACUUCCAGGCAUUCAAACAUCACUACUAGAGGAAUUUGGUGUGCGUCUUGUAACAUAUGAUCUCCCUGGUUUUGGUGAGAGUGACCCUCAUCCUGACAGGAACCUAAAUUCCUCUGCACUUGACAUGUUGUACAUAGCUGAUGCUUUGGGCUUCAGUGACAAAUUUUGGGUUAUGGGUUAUUCGGGAGGUGGUAUACAUGCGUGGGCUGCACUCCGCUACAUUCCUGAAAGACUUGCAGGUGCUGCUCUGUUUGCUCCAUUUGUUAACCCAUACGAUUCAAACUUGAGCAAGGAGGAGGCUAACAAAAUUUGGGAGAAGUGGACAUUUGGAAGGAAAUUUCGUUUGUUUCUUGCUCGGAGGUUUCCUUCGCUGCUGCCGUACUUUUAUCACCGAAGCUUCCUUUCAGGCAAACCUGGUCAAGUCGAUAAGUGGUUAUCUUUGUCACUGGGAGAAAAGGAUAGGGCUUUGCUCGAGGAGCCAAUGUUUAUUGAUUUCUUGAGGGGAGACAUGGAAGAGUCUACACGAUUGGGGAACCCCUCACCAUUUGUCGAAGAAGCUGUGCUGCAGGUCUCAAGCUGGGGAUUCAGCCUUACAGACCUGCAAGUACAGAAGAAACAAAUGGCAAAGGGCUUCUUUGCCUGGUUGAAGUCCAUAUAUAGUCAAGCUGACUGGGAGUGGGUGGGCUUCCUCGGCCCGAUACAUAUUUGGCAGGGGAUGGAUGAUCGGGUAGUUCCUCCAUUGAUGACUGAGUUUGCAAGGAGGGUGCUGCCAGGUGCUACAGUACAUAAGCUGCCUGGUGAAGGCCACUUCUCUUAUUUCUGUUUCUGCAAUGAGUGCCAUAGGCACAUCUUCUCUACCCUUUUUGGCAAUCCACAAGGUCCCCUUGACAGGACUAAAGAGAAUGAAUCAUCAUCUCAGGACUUGCUUGAGGAUAUUACUGGUAUUGGAGUGAAUGAGGCCACAAUUAAUUGAGUAGUUUGGGUUACUUUUUCUCUUUCUCUUCUUCAAUUAGAAAAAUGUAAAUAUUGAGAUCUAUGGUUUUGAGUGCUAGCAUGCGCAUUCACGUGCAUAUUAUGCGUGUGCCUGCUUUUUGCAGAAAAAAAAUGCAAAAAGCUCUGAGGUUGCUGUCUUCUUUUAUGUUAAGAAGGUGGUCGCUGUCUUCUCGCUGUCUUUGGCUUGAAAAUAAGGGGAUACGAAGAGAAAAGAUAUAAAAAAGGAAAAAAUAUUUGGUGUAUUUUGCUAAUGAAGCUCUAAUUGAUUUC